AUGCCCUUCCGCCGGCGGCUAGAAAUGUCGUAUGUGAAAUCGAUGUCGGGGGAGCGAGGCCUAUCAUCCCGAAGUGUCGGAGAAGCAGGCAAACCUGAUCAAGGGUCUAUUGUCCGCCAAGAUGAUAACUACUCUAGAUCACCAUGGGCUUCCUCGAUCGUGGUGAUCAUCAAGAAGAAUGGAGUGGAUAUCAGGUUGUGCAUCAAUUACCGGCUCGUUAAUAGUCUAACCCAGCUGAUGAUAUACCCAAUGCCCUUAAUCAACGACCUACUCGAAGAUCUGGAGUCAACUUUCUGGUACUGUUAUUUGGAUAUGGCGAGCGGAUUUUGGGUAGUGAAAAUGACAGCUCGUGAUCGGUUGACCUCGGCUUUUAUCACUCCCUUUGGACUAUUUGAGUGGAAUCGAAUGCCCUUCGGCUUAAAGAAUGCGCCCCAGGUCUAUCAACGUAUGAUCGACAACUAUAUGGAUUCACCCGGAUCCCGCAGUCCGAAGAUCGCGGAGGACGGGGAAUCUGUGGAUCCAGGUAAGCCAUCGGUGCUUGGGUGUAGAUCAUACAUCGACGACAUCCCGAUCCCAGCCAAUAACUGGGAUCAACUAUGUGAUCGAGUCGAAAGUUUACUCGAAGCGUGCGAUAAGUGGAAUCUGUCGAUCAGUUUGGUAAAGAGUUUCUGGGGAAUGCCUAAGGUGGAAUAUCUCGGUCAUAAGGUCUCCCUCAAUGGACUGGAGGCGAACCCGAAGGGUCUGUCGGCGUUGACGGAUCUAGCAUCCCCUUGA
Messenger RNA from Phytophthora megakarya, 774 nucleotides. Lineage: Eukaryota; Oomycota; Peronosporomycetes; Peronosporales; Peronosporaceae. The record is from the annotation of a GenBank genome assembly.